AGUCUUUUGGAGCCGCGCAGUGAGGCUUACAUGUGAGCUAACUUUUCGAGCCCAUUGAGAAUCUUAUUCGCUCAAACCUGGCGGAAAGAGCUUGUUGAGUUGUCGACAUUGGGAAAAGACCCGGAUUACAACACGACACAAGAAACAUGCGAGAUUCUGGAAUAAAUGGCUACUUUUUUUAUUCGGACAGAAAUAAAAGUGCUAGGAUUUGCUGACGCUUGACGGAUGGUAACGCCGAGUGAAAGCAUGCGGCAUGCGUCUGGAAACGAUACAUUUAUUUGGGCUGACAGCCUGCAGGAAAUGAAUCAGACGAGAAACGAGACUUCUGUGGGUCCGGAGGUUGUAAUCGUCCCUGUCAUUUUUGGAUUUAUAUUUCUCCUGGGUGUCAUAGGCAACACAUUGGUGAUGAUUGUAAUUGGCAGGAUCAAGUCCAGGCGCUCCAGAAGUACAACCAACACUUUUAUACUAAACCUCAGUAUAGCGGACUUGUCAUUUCUCCUUUUGUGUGUCCCUUUCCAAGCAACAAUUUAUUCUCUGCCCGACUGGGUGUUCGGCGCCUUUCUAUGUAAAUCUGUGCACUACUUCGUCAUGGUAUGCAUGCUUGUGAGCAUCUUCACACUUGUGGCCAUGUCCGUGGACCGGUAUAUUGCGGUAGUGCACGCAAAGAAGUCCCCCUGCAUUCGUAAUAAGAAGAACGCGAUCAUUGGGGUUUGUAUUAUUUGGGUUCUGUCAUUUGUCUUUGCAAUUCCUGUGGCUCAACACCAGACAUUAAUCAGCCACCCAGACGCUCCUAACAGCUCUUUUUGCUGGGAGGAUUGGUCCGAUAAAGUUCCCAAACACACCUACAAAGUGACUAUUUUGGUAAUUGGGUAUUUAUUACCUUUGGUUUUAAUUACAUGCUGCUAUGCAAAGGUGUUGUUCCAUCUCCAUAAGAAAAUCAAGAACAUGUCCAAGAAAUCUGAACGCUCAAAGAGAAAGACGGCCCAGACGGUCCUGCUGGUGGUCACCGCCUUCCUCAUCUGCUGGAUGCCCCACCACAUCAUCGCCAUGUGGGUGGAGUUCGGCCGCUUCCCCCUCAACGACGCCUCCUUCGCCUUCCGCAUCGUCUCCCACUGCCUGGCCUACGGAAACUCCUGCGUCAACCCCAUCCUGUACGCCUUCCUCUCCGAGAACUUCCGCAAGGCCUGCCAGCAGGUAUUCACCUGUCGCCUCUUCUUCCCGCCCCCGCCCGUGGAGAAGGUGGUUCGCAUCCGCAUGGAGAACUUCUCCACCACUCACUCCACCACCAACUUGUGAAACGGUGGCUAGUCCGGGACUCCUGGUGAGGACUAGUGAAGAGAUUAAUUUACUGUAUAUGUUAAAUUUCCCCAAGACAUUGGGAAAAUGUACACUGUUGUUCUUUGUUUGCCAAAUUAACGAAUGAUUGUGUUGCUUUAUAUGUUUUAAAGCCUUUUUGCCAUGUUAUUUUAUUGAGAUAUCAACUAAGAAUUCUCUCAAAUUCCCAGCUGCACCAAAUUGCCCAAGUUUACUUCUACAUCAAAAGGUCCAUGUAAAAAAAGGUUUGAUCUUAGUACUUUCCAGACAAUAGAACAGGUGCCAGACAUAGUGCUUGGAACUCCUGAGCCAAACCAAUUACCCUGAUACUGUCUGGUUAUUCCCUCGGAACUUGCUUUUUCAGUUAUGUAAGCCACAUUUGAGAAGUCAAAUACAAAAAGCCAACUUGGUAGUGUCUGAUGACUGCAUCUACUGGACACCAGCACAUUCAUGAGAGACUGGCAGCAUCAAUAAACAGAUGCAUGAGAGUUAAUAUAUAACACAUUUCAGUUCAGAGUAUGAAUUAUGGAAACUUAUAUAUCCAUCAAUCAAUGGUUCUACUUAUUUCUGUGGGGAAAAAAUAUUUUACAGUGAUCAUCAGUUUCAAACAUAUCCCUUUUAAUCAAAGCUCAAAAUAAUUUAUAUUAAGCGAAAAUUCUCUGCUCUGGAACUCUUGAUAACUGAGAAAUAUCACAUUAGUGUCGUUAAUAACAUUUCAACUCCUUGAACCUGAUUGAAAUGAACUUGAUGAAGGGCAGGCCUCUGAGUUCGUCAUUAAACUCAGCUUCAAAUGCAGCGAUGAAGUCUUUUUCUUCAUUUUUUUCCAAGUGUGUGGUUUAGAGGCUGCAACAAAUAAUUUUUGAUUUGUGUCUUACUUGGGCUUUAUAGUACUCCCAU
Conger conger (European conger) is the source of this 2211-nucleotide messenger RNA. RefSeq names its product galanin receptor type 1-like. Gene Ontology annotation, molecular function: galanin receptor activity. Gene Ontology annotation, cellular component: membrane. The coding region runs from base 226 to 1296 and encodes 356 amino acids. The record is from RefSeq and is a predicted model, not a curated record. Lineage: Eukaryota; Metazoa; Chordata; Actinopteri; Anguilliformes; Congridae. Gene Ontology annotation, biological process: neuropeptide signaling pathway; negative regulation of adenylate cyclase activity; positive regulation of cytosolic calcium ion concentration. The transcript is spliced from 3 exons.